Plasmodium adleri (nom. inval.) is the source of this 1521-nucleotide messenger RNA. Its product is annotated as tRNA-splicing ligase RtcB, putative. The record is from RefSeq and is a predicted model, not a curated record. Gene Ontology annotation, biological process: tRNA splicing, via endonucleolytic cleavage and ligation. NCBI's taxonomy places the organism in Eukaryota, Apicomplexa, Aconoidasida, Haemosporida, Plasmodiidae. Gene Ontology annotation, molecular function: RNA ligase (ATP) activity. Bases 1 to 1521 code for a protein of 506 amino acids. Gene Ontology annotation, cellular component: nucleus; tRNA-splicing ligase complex. The transcript has a single exon.
AUGAGGGGACCCCCAAAACGUGAUAUUUCUAGCUAUAUCGAAAAAACGAAUGAAAAGAAUUUAUAUAAAAUAAAAAAAGGAUUGGUUAAUGAUAUGAAUGUAGAAGGACAUAUAUAUGUAAAUGAGAAAUUAAAAAUGUUAUUAGAUGAAGAAAUAGCAACAUAUGAAUUAAAUAAGAAUUCAACAUUUCUUCCAGCAGUAAUGCAAAUUGCGAAUGUAUCUACAUUACCAGGUAUAGUAAAAGCAUCUAUAGCAUUGCCAGAUGUACAUGCAGGUUAUGGGUUCUCUAUAGGAAAUGUGGCAGCAUUUGAUAUGAAUGAUGAGAAAGCAGUUGUAUCUCCAGGAGGUGUAGGAUUUGAUAUAAAUUGUGGUGUUCGUUUAAUACGUACAAAUUUAUAUUAUGAGGACAUAAAACCUAAACAAGAAGAAUUAACACAAUUAUUAUUUAAUCAUAUUCCUGUAGGUGUAGGAUCACAAGGAUUUAUUUUAUGUAAUCAAGAUAAUUUAGAUGAUGCUUUAUGUUUAGGAAUGGAUUGGUGUGUGAAAGAAGGAUAUUCAUGGAUUGAAGAUAAAUUAAAUUGUGAAGAUAAUGGUAGAAGUCUUUAUGCUGAUAGUAAUUAUGUUUCUAUAAGAGCAAAGAAAAGAGGAAUUACACAAAUGGGAACCUUAGGUGCAGGAAAUCAUUAUGCUGAAGUCCAAAUUGUAGAUGAAAUUUAUGAUAAAAAAAGUGCAAAAUUAAUGGGUAUUGAAAAAAGAAAUCAAGUAUGUAUUAUGAUACAUUCAGGUAGUAGAGGUCUAGGGCAUCAAAUAGCUACAGAUGCAUUAAUAGAGAUGGAAAAAAGUAUGAAUAAAUAUAAAAUUAAUGUUAUAGAUAAACAACUUGCUUGUACACCUAUACAUUCAAAAGAAGGACAAAAUUAUUUAAAAGCUAUGGGUUCUGCUUGUAAUUUUGCAUGGAUUAAUAGAUCAUCUAUGACAUUUUUAGCUAGACAAACUUUUUCAAAAAUUUUUAAUCAAUCACCAGAUGAUCUAGAUAUGCAUGUAAUAUAUGAUGUAUCACAUAAUAUAGCCAAAAUUGAAGAACAUUAUAUAGAUGGAAAAAUUAAAAAAUUAUUAGUACACAGAAAAGGAUCUACAAGAGCAUUCCCACCUUUUCAUCCACUUGUAUCAUUAGAUUAUCAAUAUUGUGGUCAACCAAUAUUAAUAGGAGGUACCAUGGGUACCUAUUCUUAUGUCUUAACAGGAAAUGAAAAAGCAAUGCAAGCAACCUUUGGUUCCACAUGUCAUGGAGCUGGUAGAGCAUUAAGUAGAAAUAAAAGUAGAAAUACUUUAAGUUAUGUAGAUGUACUGCAUAAAUUAAAAGAACAAAAUAUUUCUAUACGUGUUGCAUCUCCUAAAUUAAUUAUGGAAGAAGCACCAGAAUCAUAUAAAAAUGUUUCUGAUGUUGUUCAAACGUGUCACGAUGCAGGGAUAUCAAAUAAAUGUUUUCGUCUAAAACCUGUAGCCGUCAUAAAAGGAUAA